Molecule: messenger RNA, 287 nt
Organism: Acaulospora morrowiae
Lineage: Eukaryota; Fungi; Glomeromycota; Glomeromycetes; Diversisporales; Acaulosporaceae
Source: the annotation of a GenBank genome assembly
UGAAAAAAUAUCUUCUCUACCUGUAAUGAGCUUUCGUUCGGUAUCUCGCUUAAUUUCAUUCGGUCGCCACGUCAACGGCACAAUUUUGACCUCACGCAUAAAACCAUUAAACAAUAGAAUACCGAAGCAGAACCCUUCUUUACUAUGCAGAUAUAUAUCGAGCGAAUUGAAGGCGACUCUCGACGGAUCUGUUCAAAAAAAUGAUCUGGUAAUAUUUAUGAAAGGUACGCCAGAAAAACCACAGUGCGGAUUCAGUCGAGCUGUAAUCCAAGUUUUUGAUACACAAG